Rotaria socialis is the source of this 756-nucleotide messenger RNA. NCBI's taxonomy places the organism in Eukaryota, Metazoa, Rotifera, Eurotatoria, Philodinida, Philodinidae. The record is from the annotation of a GenBank genome assembly.
AUGCAAUGGAAGAACGGUGAUACAACGAAUGGACAAGUUGUUGCUGGUGGUAAAGGCGAAGGAAAUGGAUUACAUCAAUUGAAUGGUCCAACUGAUGUAUUAACUGACAAAGAGACGGAUAGUCUCAUUGUUUGCGAUUAUGGAAAUCGACGAGUUGUACGAUGGUCUCGUCGUAGUGGUACAACACAAGGUGAAAUACUCAUCGACAACAUCAAUUGUUAUGAACUAGCAAUGGAUGAGCAGAGAAAUCUCUACGUCUCUGACACCGGAAAACAUGAAGUAAGACGAUAUCAAUUGGAUAAGAAGAAUUACACUCUCGUAGCUGGUGGAAAUGGACAAGGUGAUGGACUCAAUCAACUCAACUGGCCGACAUAUCUCUUUGUCGACCGAGAUCAUUCAGUGUACGUAUCAGACUGCAACAAUCAUCGUGUAAUGAAAUGGAAUAAAGGUGCAACAGAAGGUAUUGUGGUCGCUGGAGGACAAAAUGAAGGGAAUGCUCUGACAAAAUUGUAUUAUCCUAAUGGAAUCUUCGUUGAUACGUUGGGUACACUCUAUGUAGCAGACUCGAAUAAUGAUCGUGUAAUGCGUUGGACUCAAGGAGACAAGAAACAAGGCGCUGUAAUUGUGGGUGGAAAUAGUAAAGGAGCAGAACCAAAUCAGUUAUACAGCCCCAUCGGUUUGUCUUUCGAUCGACAUGGUAAUCUCUAUGUCGCUGAUGCAGGUAAUAGUCGUGUUCAACGAUUUUCUAUCGAAUAA